Orycteropus afer afer is the source of this 957-nucleotide messenger RNA. RefSeq names its product olfactory receptor 1038-like. Gene Ontology annotation, biological process: sensory perception of smell; G protein-coupled receptor signaling pathway. Gene Ontology annotation, molecular function: G protein-coupled receptor activity; odorant binding; olfactory receptor activity. The record is from RefSeq and is a predicted model, not a curated record. Bases 1 to 957 code for a protein of 318 amino acids. The transcript has a single exon. Gene Ontology annotation, cellular component: membrane. Lineage: Eukaryota; Metazoa; Chordata; Mammalia; Tubulidentata; Orycteropodidae.
AUGGCUGAAGAGAAUAGCACUAGGGUGACUGAAUUCAUUCUUUUGGGCUUUUCAGUUCAUAGAGAGAUCGAAAUCAUUCUCUUUCUGGUCAUCUUAGUGGUAUACACUCUAACUUUGGUAGGUAACAUUGGAAUGAUUUCAUUGAUCCGGUUAGAUUCCCGACUCCACACACCUAUGUACUUUUUCCUCAGUAAUCUGGCCUUUGUGGACCUCUGUUACUCCUCAUCGAUAGCCCCCAAGUUCCUGGAGAUCCUCCUGACCAAGUGCAGGUCUAUAGCUUUCUAUGCAUGUGCAACUCAACUUGGAUUUUUCCUGAAUUUCUUGAUAUCAGAGAUGUUCCUCCUUGCUGUGAUGGCUUAUGAUCGUUAUGUAGCCAUCUGCAGUCCUCUUCUCUACAUGGUGGUCAUGUCCCCAAAAGUAUGUGGGCAACUGGUAUUGGGUCCCUACUUAUACAGUUUUUCUGUUGCUUUGCUCCACACUGUAGUUACUUUCCAAUUGAUCUUUUGUGGCCCCAAUAUCAUCAAUCACUUCUAUUGUGACGAUGUCCCUUUGAUGGCCCUCGCUUGCUCAGACACCAGCCUCAAGGAAAUUCUGAUAUUCAUCUUUGCUGGAUUCAACAUGAUCAGCUCUUUGACUACUGUUCUUAUUUCUUACUUAUACAUUGCAGCUGCCAUCUUGAGAAUCCAGUCCACAGAAGGAAGGUGCAAAGCUUUCUCAACUUGUGCCUCUCAUCUCACUGCAGUAACUAUAUUCUAUGGGACUCUGAUCUUCAUGUACCUUCAGCCAAAAUCAAACCAUUCCCUUGACACAGACAAAAUGGCCUCUGUUUUCUACACAAUAAUCAUUCCCAUGUUGAACCCCAUGAUCUACAGCUUGAGGAACCAAGAGGUGAAGAAUGCCCUGAGGAAAGUUGUUGAAAAAUUUUAUGUUAUGUCUCUAACAAAUGUUAAAAAAUAA